GGAAACGUUGAAAAAGUGGAAUUAUAAUUGUUAUUUUCUAUUAGCUUAGUUAAUUUAUUCAUAAACGGUUAUUCUAAAAAUGACAAACUUUUUUUAUAUUUAUAUUAUUGGCUUUUUAGACAUAGCUAGUCUUGCCACAAUUAUGCCUUCAUUUAAUCGUCGUCUCUUAAAAUUUGGUGCUACUCAUUUACAAAUAACCCUUCUAGAAUCUCUUUUCUCAAGUUUUCAACUAAUCACAGGACCCAUUGUUGGAACACUGAGUGAUCAUUUUGGUCGCAAACCAUUGCUUUUGCUUUCAAUGAUCUUUAGUGUCUUUGCAUUUUUUGCCAUGGGACACUGUAAUUCUUAUMUGUCGAUUGCUGCCAUUCGAUUGAUGUUGGGUUGUUUCAAACACACCCAAAUGUUAGGAAAGUCAUUAAUUGGUGACAAUGUACCUAAAACUCAACAUUUGAGCACCCAUGGAAAAUUGAACAGCUUCAUUUCAUUAGCAUUUAUGAUAGCUCCAAUUUAUGGUGGUUAUUUGUCUGAACACAAAAAUGGUUUUUACUAUUUAGCUUGCUCGACUAGCUUAAUUUGUGCCAUAAAUGUCAUUAUUAUUGCAUUGUGUGUGCCAACCAAGAUAAUUAAGACAAAUGGUCUUAAAAAAAAUAUGUUUUACCAUUUAAAAGAAGUAAAUUGGACAGAACAUUGGCCAUUAUUGUUCAUGAGAAUGAUGUAUACUGCAACACUAUCAACAAAUAUGGUAUCAUUUGGUUUUGUACUCAUAGAAACAUAUAAGCUUACACCAUCCCAAGUUGGUUACACCUUAUCAGUCAAUAGUUCAAUUGGUGUUGCUACUGGAUUCGCAGUUGCCAGAUUAGAGCCAUUCUUUCGUAAAUAUAGUUCAUUCAAAAAAUGUUUCUUUAGUUUUAUUUUACUAUUUGUUGGAUAUAUUUGUUUGUCAUUUGCUCCUAAUAUAACAUUUCACAUUAUAUGCAUGGUUCCUAUCAUUGCAGCUGGUACUCUAAUAGAAGUGUUUUUAAAUCAAAUUCUAUCGGAAACCUGUAUGGGUGAAAAUAGAGGAACUCUAGAAGGUGCUAUGACUAGCUCUAUCUCAGUAGCUCGAUCUAUUACGCCUGUAGUAGCCGGAGUGGCUAUGGAUAUGUAUGGUUCUAGUGGAGCAUAUGUUUUUGCAGCUUUAGCUGCUAUUUCUGCAGCAAUGUUAGCUAAAUUUUAUGAUAAAAAAACCAAAUUAUCGUAAUAUUUUUUCCUUUUUAAGUGUUCAUGAUUUUACAUAGAUCUUAUAUUUUGUAUCAAUCUCUAUUUUACUUAUUAAAUAUAAAAGAGUUUAUUGUUAAUUGUAACAAAUCUAUUUUUCUCUGAGUUUUGAGAAAAAAUGAACAAAUAUUUUGAAUGUAUAUUAUGAAACCUUUUAUUAUUUUUUUUAUCUAAUGUAUGUCUAUGCUAUUAAUUUAAGUUAAUAAUUUUAAAGUAAUAGCUAUAUUAAAUUUGGCAUAUAUUCAGAUUAUAUUAAUAGAUUAUAGAUGUGAUUAAUUUAGUUUAAUAGGUGAUUAAAAUAUUAUUUAUUUAUAUUUGAUAUUAUUGAACCUGGUUUGAGCGUUUUAUAUGUUAUGUCAAUUGAGGUAAUCCACAAUGAAUGUAUUUAAGAACUGACUAUAAACAGAUAAUAUCAUUGCUUUUAUAGUAUUAUUAUAUAUUGUAAUAUAAAAGCAAAAUCAGUAACAUAAGCUGGCCAAUCAUUUUUAUGUUAAUUUAAAAUAUUACACUUUAGAUUUUUACUUAUCUUUUUUGUACAUUAAGUAUCAUAAAAUAAUUAUACCUAUUUCUAUGUGCACAUGAA
Messenger RNA from Diuraphis noxia (Russian wheat aphid), 1840 nucleotides. RefSeq names its product solute carrier family 67 member A2-like. Gene Ontology annotation, cellular component: membrane; nuclear envelope. The record is from RefSeq and is a predicted model, not a curated record. Gene Ontology annotation, molecular function: transmembrane transporter activity. Gene Ontology annotation, biological process: transmembrane transport. NCBI's taxonomy places the organism in Eukaryota, Metazoa, Arthropoda, Insecta, Hemiptera, Aphididae.